This is a messenger RNA of Pongo pygmaeus (Bornean orangutan), 2476 nucleotides long. RefSeq names its product phospholipase B domain containing 1 (gene PLBD1). The coding region runs from base 712 to 2373 and encodes 553 amino acids. Gene Ontology annotation, cellular component: extracellular region. Gene Ontology annotation, biological process: phospholipid catabolic process. Gene Ontology annotation, molecular function: glycerophospholipase activity. The transcript has 11 exons. NCBI's taxonomy places the organism in Eukaryota, Metazoa, Chordata, Mammalia, Primates, Hominidae. The record is from RefSeq and is a predicted model, not a curated record.
CACAAUGUCACUUUUAACUGACCCCACACACAAAUGGGGACUCCACAGAAACUAAGAGUGAGUCUAGUGUCAGCCCCGUCUGAAUCACUCUCUCGUGUUGGCUCCAGCCAACGAAGAGGAAGCAAAAAGCAUAAAAAAUCUGAGCUACAGCGCAUGGAUUUAGGUUAAACAGCCUGGGAAGGAGAGGCAUGCUAAUCGCUGAGGGAAAUGCACCUGUGGAGGCCUCGCCAGAAACAGCAGAGGAUCCGAGCUGCGUGUAGGCAGGGCGUCGCAUGUCACCUUGGCCCCGGGCGCCUGGUCCGCUGCUGGAGAUAAAUGGUCGACCCCGGAGGCAGAGGCUAGUAGGGGUGUUGAUGUGAACUGAUUGGCCCAAGCCUUGGGCCGCAAAACUGCCAAAGAAAGCGGCAGGCAGCCUCUGCAUUUCCCAGAAGUGCAGCUGGGGAACUUUUCCAGAUCGGCCCACGGGUUGCUAGAGGGUCAGACGUAAAGGAUCCGCCUUUCCUAGGCGGGGUGGGCCGCAGGCCACCACGUGAAGCGUCCUCGCCCCUCAGAGCCCGGAGCAGGCCGGGCUCAUGACAGAGGAAAGUUGAGGACGCCCCACCUCGGAGAGGCGGCGCCCCUGAGUAGACCAGGAUCCUCUCUUGCAACUUCUGCCACCGCGGGCCGCCGCGGCCGCCUGAGCCCGCAGAGGAAGGUCGCGGCCGUGGAGCGAUGACCCGCGGCUGUCCGGGCGGGCGCCCGGGGCUGCCACCGCCGCCGCCGCUUCUGCUGCUGCUGCUGCUGCCGCCGCUGUUGUUGGUCGCCGCGGAGCCGGCGAAUUCGGCAGGAGUCUACUAUGCAACUGCAUACUGGAUGCCUACUGAAAAGACAGUACAAGUCAAAAAUGUAAUGGACAAGAAUGGGGACGCCUAUGGCUUUUACAAUAACUCUGUGAAAACCACAGGCUGGGGCAUCCUGGAGAUCAGAGCUGGCUAUGGCUCUCAAGCCCUGAGCAAUGAAAUCAUCAUGUUUGUGGCUGGCUUUUUGGAGGGUUACCUCACUGCCCCACACAUGAAUGACCACUACACAAACCUCUACCCACAGCUGAUCAGGAAACCUUCCAUCAUGGAUAAAGUGCAGGAUUUUAUGGAGAAGCAAGAUAAGUGGACCCGGAAAAAUAUCAAAGAAUACAAGACUGACUCAUUUUGGAGACAUACAGGCUAUGUGAUGGCACAAAUAGAUGGCCUCUAUGUGGGAGCAAAGAAGAGGGCUAUAUUAGAAGGGACAAAGCCAAUGACCCUGUUCCAGAUUCAGUUCCUGAAUGCUGUUGGAGAUCUAUUGGAUCUGAUUCCCUCACUCUCUCCUACAAAAAACAGCAGCCUAAAGGUUUUUAAGAGAUGGGACAUGGGACAUUGCUCCGCUCUUAUCAAGGUUCUUCCUGGAUUUGAGAACAUCCUUUUUGCUCACUCAAGCUGGUACACAUACGCAGCCAUGCUCAGGAUAUAUAAACACUGGGACUUCAACAUCAUAGAUAAAGAUACCAGCAGUAGUCGCCUCUCUUUCAGCAGUUACCCAGGGUUUUUGGAAUCUCUGGAUGAUUUUUACAUUCUUAGCAGUGGAUUGAUAUUGCUGCAGACCACAAACAGUGUGUAUAAUAAAACCCUGCUAAAGCAGGUAAUACCUGAGACUCUCCUGGCCUGGCAAAGAGUCCGUGUGGCCAAUAUGAUGGCAGAUAGUGGCAAGAGGUGGGCAGACAUCUUUUCAAAAUACAACUCUGGCACCUAUAACAAUCAAUACAUGGUUCUGGACCUGAAGAAGGUAAAGCUGAACCACAGUCUUGACAAAGGCACUCUGUACAUUGUGGAGCAAAUUCCUACAUAUGUAGAAUAUUCUGAACAAACUGAUGUUCUACGGAAAGGAUAUUGGCCCUCUUACAAUGUUCCUUUCCAUGAAAAAAUCUACAACUGGAGUGGCUAUCCACUGUUAGUUCAGAAGCUGGGCUUGGACUACUCUUAUGAUUUAGCUCCACGAGCCAAAAUCUUCCGGCGUGACCAAGGGAAAGUGACUGAUAUGGCAUCCAUGAAAUAUAUCAUGCGAUACAACAAUUAUAAGAAGGAUCCUUACAGUAAAGGUGACCCCUGUAAUACCAUCUGCUGCCGUGAGGACCUGAACUCACCUAACCCAAGUCCCGGAGGUUGUUAUGACACGAAGGUGGCAGAUAUCUACCUAGCAUCUCAGUACACAUCCUAUGCCGUAAGUGGUCCCACAGUACAAGGUGGCCUCCCUGUUUUUCGCUGGGACCGUUUCAACAAAACUCUACAUCAGGGCAUGCCAGAGGUCUACAACUUUGAUUUUAUUACCAUGAAACCAAUUUUGAAACUUGAUAUAAAAUGAAGGAGGGAGAUGACGGACUAGAAGGCUGUAAAUAAGAUACCAAAGGCACUAUUUUAGCUAUGUUUUUCCCAUCAGAAUUAUGCAAUAAAAUAUAUUAAAUUCA